GGUGUGUUAGUUACUUGAGGUGUGUUUUUAAAAGGACUCGGGGGAGGAACCAUGAAGCCCGCUGACCAACACGAAAAGUGAGGGAGAAAAGUUGUGUCAAGUUUUGAGACAUGGAGGUUGAAAACUUGGUGCGUUUGCAACUCGGACGGGGGAAUAUGGCGCGGCGCGUCGGCUGUGCCACGUCUCGGUUUACCGGAGAAAUACGCACAUAUGCCAGAAAGAUUACAACAUCCGCAGUUUGGUUAUGUUUCUGUCUGCUUUUCCCUUCCCCCACGGAGGCUGGACUGUAUACCGCUUCUGAUCAAGUCAUCUUGUUGAGUCCGGAGAACGUGGAGUCGGUUUUGAUCAACUCCACAGCAGCUGUAUUUGCGGAAUUUUACGCUUCGUGGUGCGGACACUGCAUUGCCUUUUCUCCGGUUUACACAAGUCUGGCGAGAGACAUUAAAGAGUGGAAGCCAGCUGUGGACCUGGCAGCUGUGGACUGUGCUGCAGAAGAGAACAGGAAGGUCUGCACUGCCUACGGCAUCAGAGAGUAUCCCACUAUCAAGUUCUUCCAUGCUUAUUCCAAGGCUGAUUCUAAAGGACAGGCUUUUAAAGCUUCUACUCAUGAUGUCCGGGUCCUCCGUCACAAGAUCAUAGACAAACUGGAAAACCAUGAGGAGCCGUGGCCCCCCGCCUGCCCCCCACUGGAGCCCACAAGCCAAGCGGAGAUCGACAGCUUCUUUGAGACCAACAACGUUCAACACCUGGCCCUGAUCUUUGAGAACACUAAAUCCUACAUCGGCCGAGAGGUAACCCUGGACCUGUUGCAGUUUGAGAAUGUCGCGGUGCGGAGAGUCCUGAGCACUGAGGAAGGUCUGGUAACCAAACUGGGAGUGACUGAGUUUCCCUCCUGCUACCUUUACUCUCCUGAAGGCAACUUCACCAGACUCCAAGUCAACAUUGAGGCUCGUACUUUCUACUCUUACGCCCUCCAGAGGCUGCCGGGAGUGGCGCGGUCGGGGAAGCCUCAACCGGUCACCGUAGACGUCCUCACCAAGAACACACAAGAGCCCUGGAAACCCUUCAACAGGUCCAGGGUGUACAUGGCCGACCUGGAGUCCACGCUGCACUACUCCCUGCGUGUGGAGCUGGCUGCUCACACUGUCAUCAAAGGAGAGGCCCUGACUUCUCUCAAGAAGUACAUCUCUGUCCUGGCAAAGUACUUUCCAGGCCGUCCAGUGGUGAUGAACCUUUUGGAGUCUCUAAACUCUCGGCUACAGACUGGCGAUGAGAUUUCCUAUGAGGCACUCAGAGAGAUACUGGAUAACACAGCUCAGUCUCCAGACACUGCCUUGCCUGAAGGAGUGAGGUGGGUGGGCUGUCAGGGUUCACAACCCCACUUUAGACGUUACCCUUGCGGGAUGUGGACUCUCUUCCAUGUUCUCACUGUCCAGGCCAAGAACGCAAGAGGCACAGGCACAGAUCCCCGGGAGGUGCUGAGUGCGAUGAGAAGCUAUGUCCACAGCUUCUUUGGCUGCAGGGCGUGUGCCGAGCACUUUGAGAUCAUGGCGAGCGAGAGCUUGGUGGAGGUGAACACGUUGUCGUCAGCGGUGCUGUGGCUUUGGUCGAGACACAAUCUCGUCAACAACAGACUGGCAGGUGCUUUGAGUGAAGACCCCAACUUCCGAAAGAUCCAGUGGCCUUCACCAGAAAUGUGUCCAGCCUGCCAUUCGGUGAAGGAAAACGGGGAGCACAGGUGGAGCCAGGAGCAGGUUUUUCCCUUCCUCAUGUCCUACUUCUCAUCCAGCACUAUCCUCACAGACUACCUCGAAGAUGAAAGCCAGAUCCUGGCAAAACAGAAGGAAAAACAUGCGAGUCAGCAGCAAGCUUUAGAAGCUCAGGUACGUGUAAAGAGGAAAGCCAGGGAGGCCUUGGACUCCAUGACGCACCCUCUGCCAUCACAAUCCACUGUGCAGGACGAGGAGGAGGAGGAGGAGGAGGAGGAGGAGGAGGAAGAGGAAGAAGAAGAAGAAGAAGAAGAAGAAGGUGGGGAAGGAGCUGCAGCAGAUGAGAUGGAGGAUAAGACAUCGGAGACGACCCCCUGGGCCAAACCUGAAAUGGAAGUGGGUCGAGGCCGGCGGCAGGCCCACAGGAAGCCGAGCAUUGUGGGCUUGAGGAUGCGAGAGCUGCAGGAGGACAUCGUGGAUCUCGACUCAUUUGUCAACCAGCACUACAAGGCCAAGGCGCUGCAGGUGGCUGUCUCCAGCCGGGUCAAACAACGCACCCUGCAGAGGAAGGAGGAGCAGGAUCCAGGGCCCGUGUUUGGGCUCGGCAUGCAGCUGGACGCCGGGCUCGGGAUGGUGGGCCUGCAGCCUAUGGAAGCAGACUUUGAGCUGGACGUGGGGAAGCAGAGAAAGAAGCGAGAACUGGCAGGCCAGCGCUUUGUUGAGGAGACAGAGUUGAGCCACAGCGGACGUUUGAUGUCUGUACUGAGCAUUGGAUUUUCCAAAGUGGACAUCAGCCUGUGUGUCAUUCUUUAUUUCCUUUCCUCCAUGAGUCUUCUGGUCAUGUGUCUUUUCUUCAAAAGAGGCCUCAGGUUACGGCGGGGUAAGCUAUCCCUACCCUAAACCAAAGUGUAGUCGGCAAUGAUUAACGGUCGUUAGGUUCAUGUAGGCUAAGGUUCGGGUUACUGUAAGGAGAUGUGUCAAGAUUAGGGCGAUCUUAGGCGGUCCACUUAACUGUUACCUACAGCCAAAGUAGGCAACAGCGUGCUUUACCCUGAAUGUCGUGGAUGUGUUGUGUCUAAAUGGAGUGAAGGGGAAAGGGAAAAUUUGCAGAUUACCUUCCAAAUCUUUGAACAUCAGGUCAGUUAUUUAAUGUUACACCUAAUCUGGCCUUUUCAGGCAGAACCUUAACUAUGGAAAGUCUGUGAAUAUAGAUGUAUAUUUCUAUAAGUGGGUUUCUGUUUGAAGUUAAGGAUAAUCAUUUUUGAUUUUUGUUUGACCGCUUAUG
Anarrhichthys ocellatus (wolf-eel) is the source of this 2994-nucleotide messenger RNA. It is a transcript of the gene qsox1, whose product is annotated as quiescin Q6 sulfhydryl oxidase 1. Gene Ontology annotation, biological process: protein folding. Lineage: Eukaryota; Metazoa; Chordata; Actinopteri; Perciformes; Anarhichadidae. Bases 111 to 2609 code for a protein of 832 amino acids. Gene Ontology annotation, molecular function: flavin-dependent sulfhydryl oxidase activity; protein disulfide isomerase activity. The transcript is spliced from 13 exons. Gene Ontology annotation, cellular component: Golgi membrane. The record is from RefSeq and is a predicted model, not a curated record.